Laetiporus sulphureus 93-53 is the source of this 4524-nucleotide messenger RNA. Its product is annotated as Calreticulin-domain-containing protein. The transcript has 22 exons. NCBI's taxonomy places the organism in Eukaryota, Fungi, Basidiomycota, Agaricomycetes, Polyporales, Laetiporaceae. The record is from RefSeq and is a predicted model, not a curated record. Gene Ontology annotation, biological process: protein folding; mRNA splicing, via spliceosome. The coding region runs from base 1 to 4524 and encodes 1507 amino acids. Gene Ontology annotation, cellular component: U2-type catalytic step 2 spliceosome; cytosol; endoplasmic reticulum. Gene Ontology annotation, molecular function: translation elongation factor activity; U5 snRNA binding; calcium ion binding.
AUGGCCUCCUUUGAAGACUAUGAUGAGUUCGGUAACUACAUCGGUGCUGACCUCGAGUCAGAGGAGGAGGAGGAAUUGCAGCAGAAUGAGUUCAUUCAGCAGCCGCAAGUCCAGCCGCUGGAGGGAUUUGAAGAGGAGCCUAUGCAGGUCGAAGAAGAGACAGCGUUGAUGGAAGUUGAUGAACAAAUGCACAAUGCCGUGGUACUGCAUGAGGACAAGCAGUACUAUCCUUCGGCGGAGGAGGUGUAUGGUGCCGAGGUAGAAACGCUAGUGCAGGAAGAGGACGCACAGCCAUUAUCUGAGCCGAUCAUUGCUCCAGUAAAAGUGCGAAAAUGGACGGUGGAAGAGAAGGAUAUGCCGGAGACUCGGUUCGACAAAGGAUUCAUGCUGAACAUGACCGGCUUUCCCGAGUUCGUGCGGAAUGUUGCCGUGGUUGGACAUUUGCACCACGGAAAGACGGCGUUGAUGGAUAUGCUGACCUUUGAGACUCAUAAAAUGAUGUGGGAUUCCGAUCAUCAGACACGGUACACUGACACACAUGUACUUGCACGAGAACGUGGUAUUUCGAUCAAGUCCUCACCCAUGUCCCUGAUACUGUCCACAAGCUUCGGCAAAUCACACUUGAUUCAUCUGGUAGACACGCCAGGCCAUGUCAACUUCAUGGAUGAGGUUGCCUCGGCAGUUCGUCUGGUGGACGGUGUCGUCCUUGUGGUCGACGUCGUUGAGGGGGUGAUGGUGAACACAGAGCACAUUAUUCGUCACUGUUUGCAAGAAAACGUGAAGAUAACGCUGGUGGUGAACAAGAUCGACAGGCUAGUGUUGGAGCUGCGCAUCAAGCCUGCUGAUGCUUAUUACAAGAUCAAGCAUACCAUUGAGGAGGUCAACACGUUCAUUAGUGGCAUCAACCCUGAUCCAGCGCUUCGGCUCAGUCCAGAAAAUGGCAAUGUCGCUUUCGCGAGCACAGAUAUGCACUGGUGCUUUACCCUCAGAUCGUUCGCUCAGAUGUACGCUGACACAUAUGGGCCUCUGGACGUCGCUACAUUCGCGGACCGACUCUGGGGCAACAUUUACUUCAACUCUGAGACGCGUAAGUUCACCCGGAAGCCUGCCGACCCGGAAGCAAACCGCUCGUUCGUCCACUUUAUCCUCGAACCGCUCUACAAGCUCUAUACCCAGGUCCUGAGCGAAGAGACGGACGGCCUCAAGGAGACUCUCGACAGCCUCCAUAUCCAGCUGGCGCCGGUGAUGUACAAGAUGGAUGUGAGACCGCUUCUGAAGGCGGCGCUAGCCCAGUUCUUCGGGCCUUCGGUCGGCUUGAUAGACAUGAUCGUCGAACACAUUCCAUCCCCUGUGGAAGCCACAGCGGACAAGGUUGAACGGACUUAUAUGGGCCCAAUGUCCUCAGAAAUAGUUUCGCAUAUGAAGACAUGCAAUCCUGAUGGACCUGUGAUGGUGCAGAUCACCAAGCUCUACCACACAACGGACGCACAAUCGUUCCGUGCGUUUGGGCGCGUCAUUAGCGGAACGGUUAGGAAAGGUAUGGAUGUGAAGGUACUUGGCGAAGGCUACUCGCCGGAAGACGAGGAGGACAUGGUGAAGGCUACGGUGGAGGACAUCUGGAUAAGCGAAGCGAGGUACUUUGUGCCUGCGGAGGAGGUUCCUGCGGGUAAUCUCGUGUUGCUUGGUGGCGUGGAUGCAUCUAUCACAAAGACAGCGACUCUCGCAUCCGCCGACGUUGAAGAUGACUUGUACAUCUUCCGGCCGAUUAAACACAUGACGCAGUCGGUGCUGAAGAUCGCCAUCGAGCCCAUAGCGCCAUCAGAGUUGCCGAAGAUGCUUUCAGGUUUGCGAAGCAUCAACAAGUCGUACCCGCUCGUGUCGACGAAGGUUGAGGAGAGUGGCGAGCAUGUGGUCAGUGGAACCGGGGAGCUCUAUCUUGACUGCGUCAUGCAUGACCUGCGGCGGCUAUUUUCUGAGAUCGAGAUCAAGGUUUCAGACCCUGUUACGAAGUUCUGCGAGACGGUGUUGGAGACGAGUGCGUUGAAGUGCUACGCAGAUACCCCGAACAAAAAGAACCGGAUUACGAUGAUUGCGGAACCCUUAGAACGAGGUAUUGCAGAGGACAUUGAAACUGGACGAGUGACGAUGCGGAUGUCUGCGAAGGAGCGGGGCAAGUUCUUCGAGGAGAAGUACCAGUGGGAUUUGCUUGCUUCUCGGUCGAUAUGGGCCUUUGGUCCUGAUGAUAGUGGUCCAAACAUUUUGCUGGAUGAUACACUGCCAUCGCAGAUCGACAAAAAACUCCUUGGGACCGUCAAGGAGCAUAUCAAGCAAGGGUUUCAGUGGGGUGCUCGAGAAGGCCCGCUUUGUGAUGAACCCAUGCGCAACGUGAAAUUCCGCAUUCUGGAUGCAAGCCUUGCUCAGGAGCCAAUCUUCCGUGGGGGAGGGCAAAUUGUUCCUACAGCGCGUCGUGUCUGCUAUUCUUCUUUCUUGAUGGCCACACCGCGGUUGAUGGAGCCAGUUUAUUUCGUCGAAGUACAAGCGCCGGCGGAUUGCAUUUCUGCGGUCUACACAGUCCUUGCUCGCCGGCGUGGCCAUGUCACGCAAGACAUUCCGAAGGCCGGAUCACCAUUGUACACGGUCAAAGCUCUCAUCCCCGUCAUUGAUGCGAAUGGCUUUGAGACGGACCUGCGGGCGGCCACACAGGGUCAGGCAUUCUGCUUGCAGGUCUUCGACCACUGGUCGAUUGUGCCAGGUGAUCCUGCGGACACGAGCAUCAAGUUGCGGCCUCUAGAACCCGCUUCCGGGCAAGCGCUUGCGAGGGAUUUGGUCUUGAAAACACGGCGACGGAAAGGUCUCGGAGAUCAGAUUGCUGUCUCAAAAUACCUCGACGACGAGUUCAUUGUGCCGCUAUCUCUGCUCGCCCUCGCUGCGACCGUUGCUCUGGCACAGGAAGAAUCCAAGCCUCCCACCGAGAUCAAGGCGCCAUUCAUCGAGCAGUUCACGGAAGACUGGUCUGAACGGUGGACCCCGUCAGAGGCCACUAAGAAGACCCCCGUUGGCGGCACGACAUUCAGCUAUGUCGGCAAAUGGGAGGUCGAGGAGCCUACUAUUUCUGUGAUUGAAGGGGCCAAGGGUCUUGUAGCGAAGACCAAGGCUGCGCACCAUGCCAUCUCCGCACCCUUCGCUGAAGCUAUCGACUUCAGCGACAAGCCGCUUGUCGUACAGUACGAAGUGAAGUACCAGAAGGGCGGUAAUUGUGGCGGUGGUUACAUCAAGCUGCUGGAGGACGGCUUCCAGACGGCGGGUCAGGAGUUCGACGACAAGACACCGUGGACGAUCAUGUUUGGUCCUGACUUGACAUGCCCGGGGACGAAGAUUCAUUUCAUCUUCCGCUAUAAGAACCCGGUUACUGGCGAGUACGAGGAGCACGCUUUGAAGACUCCCCCAAAGCCUUCAAUCGAGAAGCUCACGAACCUCUACACGCUCAUUCUCUACCCCAACUCCACGUACGAUGUCCAGUUCAAUGGCGAGAGCAAGUCUUCGGGUAAUCUGCUGGAUGACUUCAACCCUCCUGUCAACCCGCCUAAGGAGAUCGACGAUCCUGAGGACACCAAGCCUGAGGACUGGGUUGACACGAAGAGGAUUCCGGACCCCGAUGCGACCAAGCCUGCUGACUGGGAUGAGGACGCGCCUUACGAAAUUCCUGACGAGGACGCUGAGAAGCCUGAGGGAUGGCUCGACGACGAGCCAGAGAUGAUCCCUGAUCCUGACGCCGAAAAGCCUGAGGAGUGGGACGAUGAGGAAGACGGCGACUGGAUUGCACCCGUGGUACGCAACCCCAAGUGCGACGAAGCUCCUGGCUGCGGCGAAUGGAAACGCCCCAUGAAGGCCAACCCUGACUACAAGGGCAAGUGGUACGCUCCCAUGAUCGACAAUUCGGCAUACAUUGGCGAGUGGCACCCGCGUCAGAUCCCCAACCCCGACUUCUUCGAGGACCUCAACCCUGUCCAGAACCUCAAGAAGAUCGGCGGCAUUGGUAUCGAGCUGUGGACCAUGACUGAGGAUAUCCUCUUCGACAAUAUUUACAUCGGACACUCGGUCGAGGACGCCCAGGCCUUCAAGGCGGAGACAUUCGAUAUCAAGAAGCCGCUCGAAGUCGAGCAGUCGAAGGUCAAGAAGAACGUCAAGGAUGAGGACGAGGACGAGGCACUCAGCUUCAUCGAGGAGCCGGUGGAGUUCAUCCGCCAGAAGGCGUUCAAGUUCAUCGACCUCGCCAAGGUCGAUCCUGUCGCAGCAUUCAAGACGCAGCCUGAGGUCGGCGCUGUGAUGGUGCUUUCCGUUAUCACCUUCUUCGGUAUGCUUGGCGCAAUGUUCGGCCUCGUUGGUGCGUCGCAACAACCCGUGACCAAGUCAUCGAAGAAGACCGAUGCUCCCACGCCCGAUGACAAGCAGAAAACUGAGGCUGUUCCUGUUGCCGCUGCUGGCGGUGAGAAGAAGGAAACCCCGGUGAAGAAGCGGAAGUAA